AUGUCCUCGCCCACGGGAUCGGCUCCACCAUCGGGCGUGUCGACUCCGAACAAGGCAUCGACGAAAGUGGGCAAGAGAAUUGAUGUGGCUUCGGAGUACCAGAAACGUGUGGCAGAAAAGGAGUCUCUGAACUUGGUCGUCAUUGGCCACGUGGAUGCUGGCAAAAGUACAUUGAUGGGUCAUUUGCUAUAUCUACAGGGCGAAGUUACGGAAAAGACGAUCCGAAAGCAUGAGCGAGAGGCCCAGAAGAUCGGCAAGGCCUCGUUUGCGUUUGCGUGGGUGCUCGACGAGACCGGGGAGGAACGCGCGCGUGGAAUCACCAUGGACGUUGGUGUGACGAAAUUCGAAACUGCAAACCGUCGGUUCACGCUCCUGGACGCUCCUGGACACCGGGAUUUUAUUCCGAACAUGAUCUCGGGCACUGCACAGGCAGAUGUGGCGAUCCUGGUGGUCGAUGCGACGACGGGGGAAUUCGAGGCCGGAUUCGAGCAGAACGGACAGACGAAGGAACAUGCGCUGCUGGCAAGGAGUUUGGGCGUCCAGCAGUUGGUCGUUGCCGUGAACAAGUUGGACGUGGUCGGGUGGUCGCAAGAGAGAUUUGAGGAAAUCAAGCAGAAAUUGGAACAGUUUUUAGUCAGGGAUGCAAGUUUCAGGAAGCAGAACUUGAUCUUCGUGCCCUGCUCCGGGUUCACGGGCGAGAAUCUGGUGAAGAGGUCGAAGGCGGGAGAUGUCUUUGGUUGGUAUAAAGGCCUGACGUUGAUCGAAACGAUUGAUGGGUUGGAUGCGCCGACGAGGGCGGUCGAGAAGCCAUUCAGGAUGUCGGUCACGGAUGUAUUCAAGGGUACCGGAGGAGUUUCUGCGGCGGGACGGCUGGAAGCCGGACAUAUCCAGGUCGGAGAGGCGGUCAUGGUCAUGCCUGGGUCUGAGAUGGCCGUUGUCAAAUCGAUGGAAGUGAACGACGAACCGACGCGGUGGGCUGCUGCAGGCGACUCAGUGCUGUUGACGCUUUCGGGGAUCGAUAUCUUACAAGUUAGUAAUGGAUCGGUGCUGUGCGCAAGGGACGCGCCUAUCCCUGUCACGACACACUUUGCAGCCCAAAUCGUGGUCUUUGAUGUCAAGAUCCCCAUCACCGUUGGAUUCCCUAUUAUUAUGCACCACCAGAGCCAUAACGAACCUGGCACGGUUUCGAAACUGGUUGCGACUAUCGAUAAGGGCACAGGCGAGAUUGUGAAGAAGUCGCCCCGCCAUCUGGGCAAGAACACGACGGCCAUGGUCGAAAUUAAACUGAACGGACGGCCUAUCCCGUUGGAGACGUUUAAGGAUUCGAAGGAACUGGGAAGGGUUAUGCUCCGAAAGGGCGGCGAGACCGUCGCGGCGGGUAUUGUCACUAAAAUCUUGAGCUUUGGGUCAUAG
Molecule: messenger RNA, 1413 nt
Organism: Gamsiella multidivaricata
Lineage: Eukaryota; Fungi; Mortierellomycota; Mortierellomycetes; Mortierellales; Mortierellaceae
Product: P-loop containing nucleoside triphosphate hydrolase protein
Exons: 5
Coding region: 1-1413 (470 amino acids)
Biological process (GO): translation
Molecular function (GO): GTP binding; GTPase activity
Source: RefSeq, a predicted model, not a curated record